This is a messenger RNA of Xyrauchen texanus (razorback sucker), 1074 nucleotides long. Its product is annotated as 28S ribosomal protein S24, mitochondrial-like. Lineage: Eukaryota; Metazoa; Chordata; Actinopteri; Cypriniformes; Catostomidae. Gene Ontology annotation, biological process: translation. The transcript is spliced from 6 exons. Bases 1 to 870 code for a protein of 289 amino acids. The record is from RefSeq and is a predicted model, not a curated record. Gene Ontology annotation, cellular component: mitochondrion.
AUGGCCAUGGCUCAGAGUGGUCUUGACGUUUGGGUAGAGGAGCAUAAAACGAAACUCAACCCAAAGAAAUGCAAGGUUUUACAUGUCACUAGUAUGAGACAGAGUGAUUUGAGAUGGGACAGUCAAGUGGAUCACAUGUUGACCUCGGCCAACAAAAAGCUUUUUGUAUUCCGUCGGUUAAAGAAAUGUGGUGUCCAAAACCCUGAUCUGGUUACCAUCAUACAGGAUAUGUGCACCCUGUGCUGGAUGCACUCAGCUGAGAGACGAAUUCAACAGGGUCUUGACUUUGCCAGAAAGCUAUUCAAGUCUGGUUUCAGAGACUGGCUACCCCCUUCAGGGAGGAACUUACAGGUCACCAGACAAUUCCAAGAUGUCGAACUGGGUGAUAUCGGACACCCAUUCCCUGUGGUGAGCAGCCACUUAAAUUCUCCUGCAUGUGUGAGGAACAUUCACUGCACUGCAGCAUGUUUAAAGAACCGUGCAGCCCGUAUUCGAGUGGGCAAAGGAGACAGGCCAUUGACUUACGAGCAGUCAUAUCACCCCCAUCACAUCGGUCACAGGAAGGGCUGGCUCUCCCAACACACCAGCAAUCUUCAAGGUGAAGAUGGAGCGGCAGAGCGGAUAGUGGAAGACGUCUUCAUCAGGCGCUUCAUGUACGGCACAUUUCAUGGCUGUUUAGCUGAUGAACUGGUGAUCAAACGCAGAGGAAACAUUCUUGUCAUUUGCGCUGUGAUGAUACAGAAGCUCUUACCAACGAAACUUUAUUUUCUCAUCGGGUACACUGAGGAACUGCUGUCUCAUUUCUACAAGUGUCCGGUUAAAAUGGAGGUCCAGACGGUGGAAGAUAAAGUCGUCUACAAAUAUCUCUAAAUAGACAAUGUGCUUGCGAAGCACAAGAAAAUGAAGUUUAUGUUGAAAACUGUCCAGAGAAUAAACAAUGAAUACCGUUAACAUGUUUGAAUAGAAGCAUCCUACAUUGUGUAUUUCUGUAAAGACUAAAACAGGAGGAACAUGUUUUGUUGUAAAUUACAAUAUAAAAUGUUUAAAUUCAUGAAAAAACUUUAUAUAUAUAUA